AUGGAUGACAAAGAAAGGACAGGCAAGAGCAGAGAAAAAGCCAAAGGCAAGGAGUCGUCCAACGAAACUAGCAACGACUCACUGGCUGCUCGUGUGGCAAAGUCGGCUUCUGUUCUUUCUCAAAACUUGGUGAGCAGUCGACCUACAGGGGAUGACAUAUCCCAGGCGAUACCUGCCGAGAAAGGCCAAGCUAGACGCACGUUUCCAUCGGCACUGGUGGACGACAAUGCAGGAUCUUAUCAAAGCCCCCCGGCGGCAGCCAGCUCAAGCCAAGCAGCAUUCCGAGGUGGUCAAACGAGCCAGCACAUCGCCCAAGAGGAGCAGGCCUUUUCGGACUUCCUCGAUACUCAAGUUUCAGUAGCUGAAGAAACGCCUGUGCUCCCACCUGCUCCUCCAUUGUCUUUUCAGUCCACACCUGGAGAGAGUCGGUCAAAUCGGAGUCUUUCCGCAUUGUCCAUAGCCGAGCAGGAACAGCGGGAUGGAGCGGAGGUCCUCCAUCUCCUAUCGCAGGCGGACAAUGAGCCACUCGAGUUCGACGACGCUCCAGAGAUGAGCGAUGAAAGUCUGAACAGCCUGCGGGCCGCUCUCUUCUCGGGUGGAGCGUCGACGACUCGGUCGAGAGAAUGGGAUACGAUGUUGAACUUCAUACCCGACUUUGUGCGUCCAGAUGCGGAUGGCAGGGCAGACCACGCAGGCAAGAACGUGGACAAGUCCCUCGAGACACAGUCUGCCAUGGGGCUGGAGCAUUCGCCAGACAUAGCAAGACUAUGGGUUGAACAGUGGCAUGACGUCCUGACCGCCUACACAGACGAAGUCUGGGGGGACCUUGGGCCACUUGUUCAGCAAGCUAAGAAGGAGAUUGAACAGCUGCAGGAGGCACCGCCAGAUCAGCCACCACCAAACACCAAGGCUCUGCAGAGGCUGCGGCUUCUCCUAGGCCACAUCAGAGAGCAAUAA
This is a messenger RNA of Thyridium curvatum, 957 nucleotides long. RefSeq lists its product as uncharacterized. The transcript has a single exon. Bases 1 to 957 code for a protein of 318 amino acids. The record is from RefSeq and is a predicted model, not a curated record. NCBI's taxonomy places the organism in Eukaryota, Fungi, Ascomycota, Sordariomycetes, Thyridiales, Thyridiaceae.